GACCAAAAAAAGUUGAAUGAAGACACAUUGAUUUUUUUCCCCCUAAUUCAUUCAGAAAGGAGAGACAUGGAUUGAAGAUGUGAAUAUUGUGGGUAAUUUUUGUUUCUUGUAUCUCAACUGCACCACUGAAGUAGAUAAUAAAGACAAGCGCAAAACACACCGAGAGAAAAGGACACACGUGAGAAGUCUUACCAUGCACUGACAACAAGGAAUGGAAAGCAUCAGCGUGGAAACGGACUGGGAUGGGUUAGGCCUCUCCUCCUCUCUGGGCAUCAGUGGAAGAAGCAACUUCUCUUCCUCGUUUGUGUCUGAGCUGAACACAUUCAAUACUUCCCACAGCGGGGGAUCCUUCUUUGGACUCUUCCCAGAGAAUGGUUCCAGCACCACGCCCUUCACUCUUCCCCAGCCCAGGGUGAGGGACCUGGGCCUGGCCCGGGCGGAGAUCGCGGUGCUCGGGUUGGUGCUGGCUCUGACCACCCUGGGGAACAGCUUCGUGUUGUGGGUGUUGCUGAGGAGACGGAAGCACAACGCACCGAUGCACGUGUUCAUGGUGAACCUGUGCAUCGCCGACCUGGUGGUGGCUCUUUUUCAGGUUCUUCCCCAGCUCAUAUGGGACAUAACAGAAAGAUUUCAGGGCCCUGACUUUCUCUGCAGGUCCAUCAAGUACUUGCAGAUUGUGGGCAUGUUUGCCUCCUCCUACAUGAUAGUUGCUAUGACAGUAGACCGGCACCAUGCCAUCUGCUGCCCACUGCAGGCCUACCGUGGGGGAGCGAUGUCCCGCUGGAACACCCCUGUCAUGGUAGCCUGGGGUUUGGCUCUAGUCCUCAGCAUACCGCAGAUAUUCAUCUUCUCUCGCUCAGAAGUGGCUCCUGGCGAGUUCGAGUGCUGGGGUCACUUUGCCGAGCCGUGGGGGCUGAAGGCCUACGUCACCUGGAUGACGGUGGCCGUGUUCCUCCUGCCUGCCCUCAUCAUCACCAUCUGUCAGAUAAGAAUCUUCCGUGAGAUUCACAACAACAUCUACCUGAAGUCGGAGAGGAUGGUGAUGGCAGAGCUGAAGAAGAGUGAAAUCCUCUUUCGCUUCCACGGCUUCAAGAAGGAGGACGAGCGGGCCAGAGAGAGGGGGAGACGAGCAUCCGGAGGGGGAGGCAGAGGAGGGCAUCUCCUAAAGGGUGCAAAUAACAGCCCUCACAAUAACACCCACAGCAGCCAAGUAGGCGAGUGUUAUGACUAUGUGCCAAAUGCUAUUCAGUACAACAGUUGCCACAGUGAGCAUGUGACAACAACAACAGCAACAACAACAUCACUGAUGCACCAGCAAACCCCGAGCAGUUCGGACUGCCAGGAGCCCUACAGUAACUCUCCCCGCUGUUCGCUGGAUUACGUCCCCCCUCCGCUUCCAGCCACCCCCCCUCCGAGCAUCACAAAAGCUAUGUCCAAGACAGUGAGGAUGACUCUGGUCAUUGUGCUGGUCUAUACGAUCUGCUGGUCGCCGUUCUUCAUCGUCCAGCUAUGGGCGGCCUGGGACCCCAACCCUCCAGACCAAGCAGGCGUGGCCUUCACCAUCCUGAUGCUGCUGGCCAGUCUGAACUCGUGCACCAACCCGUGGAUCUACACAGCUUUCUCCAGCAGCGUGUCCAGAGAGCUGCAGAACCUGCUGCACUGCCGAUCACGACCCAGCCGCCGGGGGUCUCUGCCCGACGACUCCACCACCACACACACCUCGACCACCAAGGACAGCCUGUACUGACAGAGGCUGAUUAGACAGAAACAGACACACCGAGACGUGCUUGAAAACACACGCAUGAGUGCACACGCGCCCGCUGCAAGGAUGUGCUGUUGCACUCAGCUGCAGCGUCGCAGCCUGAGAACAGCCAGCGCUGACCUCCGCCAGAUGUUUUCCACGACAAAGGACAGCUGUACUGUCAGCAGGACCUCAGCCUGUAAUCACUUGUCUUCUCCACCUCAGCAGUAAGGAAGGAUGUCAUUGAAGCUGUCAACGCCACAUUCAGCCUCUCAGUUCAUCUGCAAUGCAAAAUUACCUGGAAAGUAAAGAGUAAGAGACAGUAAAUUAUCUCUUCCGUUGCUGUUGACUAGGAACUUGUGCAGUAAUUCAUGUGAAGAAAAAAACAAAACACUCCUGCCUUUGCUCAGACAUAGCAGAGCAAAAGCAAUGCAAGGGGUGGAUUGCUGCAUUAAUGGCCUUAUGGCACGCCUAUUGUACAAAGCAGCAGACAAAGCUAUGGGUGUGAAGAAAACUAAGCAGCAGGAUAAGGGAAGAAGGAAUGAAACAUGCAGACAGCAUGAGGGACUGAGACUGCCACUGGGCUGGAAACAGACUGGGGAUGUUAUGGAUGUUACGGCUGCAGCAGUGGUCCUGAGAAGGCUGUAGUCGAAAUCUAAUAAUGCAAACAAACUUUGUUACAUCAAAGAAAGUGGAUUAGAGACGGAUGCUUGAGGCUGCAUAUAUAUUCACUCAGGAGGAAUUCAGUCACGAGGAACAACAGCGAUUUAUUGGAACGAUGGACAGAUUCACUCACGAGGACGGUGCAGGUCAAGACUCUGCCCCAUGAGGAGCUUUAAAACUGUGGAUUAACAGACAGAAAGAGAAUCUCACAACACUCACAAACAAGAGUGACAGUUAGGGCCUAAAAGAAUACAAAUGAACAACCCGGGUUUCCAUAGCCAACUGGGAAACAAUUAUGUGAUUGUAUUUUGUACAAACAGAGCAUAUGAGGUACACAGAAUGACCUUCCGUCGUGUUCUCAGGAGAGAGAACAUUAUUCAGAAGACAUGGGAAGGAAGCAAAUGAGAAACAUUCAACAGCAGCAUUCCAUGUACAGUGAUGAACAAUGUAAAGUAUAUUUAUUGAAAAUGUAAGGCACAUUAUUACAUGUUGUGUAAGAUAAAAAGUCGGAUGUAAAGCUGUAAUGGUCCAAGGUAUGUAGAAGAAAACAAGGAGAUAUCGAACCAAAGAUUUUUUUUUUUUUAUAGCUUGACUUUAAAGGUCUUAACAGUGGAGAUGUUGCAGAGCUUCAGCAGAUAAGAACAGACAAGUAAAGAGAAAUGACGUUAUUUCAGCUGCAAAUCUAUUUAAGAGAAAACCUCACAUCAGCAGUACAAAUACUCCGAGUCAAAACUAAGUGCCUGCCAUGUCAGUAGACAUUUUCAGAGGGGCCUCCCUCACUGGAUUAAUCUUCAAAUGAUGUCAGCCGUGUUAUUCUUAGACGGAGCUACCACCAGAGCAGGGAUCAUAGGAUAUGUUAUAUCACACCAUGAGCCAUGUGGUCUUUUUUCUUUUUUAUUUAUGUGCCGUAUAAACGAAAAUUCACACACACGUACACUCAAACACACAUACAUAUAUAUAUAUAUAUAUAUAUAUAUAUAUAUAUAUACACACACAUAUAUAUGUAUAUAUAUAUAUAUCAGUUCCUGUUACUGCUUUUCAGGUAUAGUUAUUAUAUUGUAAUUUCUGUGUAAACAGUAAUGUAUUAUGGCCCAUCAACUGCAUGACUUAAAAUAAUAAUCCUAAGACUUUUUAUGAAUAUGAAAGUGUAAUUAUAUAAGCUACUGUACAUGCAGUAGAUGUGAUAACUUUAUGUGUAUAAAAUGAGAUUAGAACUCACCUUACUUGGUCAAACUAUCUAUUUCAGAUUAGAUGUUUUAGAUGCUUUUUUCAAUGCUGUUCACACGCAGUGAGUCAGCUCAGCAGACAUCCUUUUUGUCAUGAGAAAACAGUGUUAUGUGAGUCAGUCGGACAAUACUGGGAUGCUUUCAAGGUGUCUCUGGAGUACUUGUCUGGGGUCGAAGGAGAAGCCUCACCUUUUCCUCUGUGAGGCCGUGAUGUUUAGGUUUUCAGCACGCCACCGUGCAUUUGCUCCCCAGACACAAGGCCCCACUUUGAUCGUCGGCCAGACUGAAAGGCUACAGCAACACCGUCCCGUGUCUCACUUUGUUUUAUCAGGAAAUAGAUGAAGUUCUCCCAAACCUUUGGGUGUUCAUGUAUUUUUCCUCUUCCUGUCAGGAAGCUGAGAGGUCAGGGGAUGAUUCUUCUCUGAUGAUAGGGCCAGACUUCACUUUAACUGUUUACUGCAGCCAUUAGUGAGCAUUAACACUCCUAAAUAAUGAAUGCAGAUGAGAAUUUCCUGGCACAACCACUUCUAAAUAUCUACUAAAAAUACACCAUUGCAGAGACAAUUCCCCCUGCAACUGUGUGUCGUUUCCUGAGGAUGAAAGACUGACAGUGGCUGUUAUCACUGCAACCAUCAUCAUCCCUCCCUUGUCAGUGUGUGAUAUAUGGUCGAUAGGGUAGGUCGUUGCUUUUUUGUAAUCUCGCGGCGUGUGUGCCAGUGUGGGUGUGUUUAUGCUGAAUGUCCUAAUGCUCAUGGUUUCCAUACUGAAGCACGAUCAACGUCAACAUUCAAGGUCACUUCUUCAUUACAGCGCGGCAGCAUUUCUUGCCAGGCCCGUGGCCACGAUGAAGCGUAAAGGAAAUAAAUGAUCCCUCGGUGUGGCCAUCACAAGGGCAGGAAAAUAGGGCAACUUCCCCCUUCAGAUGAGUUUGAGGUCACCGGCGGAGUGCAAGCAGUGGUUCUGAAGAAUGACAGAGCUCCCCAGCCUUGACCACAGUCAGAAUAAAUCAGAUCUGGAGCCAGGAGCUUUACUGUACUGAGCAAUGUGUCUGCAUUGCUUAACCCAAGACCCCUCCACAGACCUGAUGACUGCCAAGGCUGCUACUAAGCUCAUUCCAAGACACCGGGAGGCAAAUGCAGCCCAACAUACACAACACAACUGCAGCGUCUGGGUAUGGAUGAUGUUACAAGAAAGGCAGAAGAAAGAAAAACAGGUUGACCAAUUUAACUUCACAUAAAAUUAUUAUUUUUUUUGUUACAUUUCUCUCUUUUCCUCAGAUUUGACCAUUUUUAUACCCUUUGUAUAUCAAAGCAUCUGGAAAACGAGUGUCAGACUUUUAUCUUACAUCUGCAUCCAUUGCUUUAACUUACAAAGCACAGCUUGACUGCAGCUGCUUUCAAGGUGCUUUUUUGCUAAAUAUAGCCGCGCUUUUAUUCUAUUGGCAGCAAUUAUGAUUCUGCACAAACCUCACCUCAUACUUUGCAGAAUACAAAGUAUUUAUUGAUUUAAAGGAGGUGAUUUCUCUGAGAGCCAGGAAGGAUCAAGGAUACGCUUUUAUCACUUUCACCCACCUUGUUUUCAUUACUUAAAGCGUGUUUGUGUUUACACCUCGACCAGAUCCUGCAAUUUUCUUUUCCUUCAUAGUAAAAGCAGGCAUGUGGACGGUGUCUGAUAAAACGCGUUUUAUGGGGAGCUCAUUCUAGAUGCUUUCACUGGAUUUAUGCGCUAAGAAACGGUUUGUUGUGAUGUGUCUGCUCCUGUUUAACCUACAGUAUUUCAUGCCUCCCGGCCAACUAUGAGCAGUAAAUGAAAAAAAGAGAUGCUCCACACCAGCAGCUAACCUUCCAGUUUGAAAUGUGUUGGGGUGGGGGGGCUGUCUUCUAUGAUGGAGAAAAAAAGAGAGAAUUUUCCCCCAUAUAUGGCUGGUUCUUAACUGGUAAUUGCAUUGACAGAGAAAGCGGAUUAGAGGAUGCCCAAACAGGACAGGAAGAGGGAGAUAACAGAGAGGGAAGCACAAAAGCUUGGAAGUGACUGUGAGUUUAUUCAUUCCAAACACAGUCAAACUGUUUGGGUUAAAGCAUCGAUACAUCUAACACGCCUCACUAUACGCACACAUCCACCAAACCACCCGAACAAUGACUGUUAUGGUAGCGAAGGAAGGGGGAGAUACCAUCUGCUUUCUGAUUAUUGAGUUAGUCCGCAGUUUGUUGACCUUGCUCUGCAUUCAAAGGAAAAAAAAGUGGGUAGAAUGAGCAGUAAAAACAAAUUUUUAUGGCACAGACAGAAAAGUGUGACUUCAUGUGAGAAUCAUUUGUGCGACGCCAGUUUCCACAUUGCUGAAUCCCACUAAGCCCAUCGGUGUCUGCCCCUGGAUCUGGUGUUUUACACACCUCUGUCAAAGCUGCUUUUCUCUGCCUCACAGCACAAACACACACGGAUUCUUACAGUAACUCUUGGUCCACAGUAAAAUGUAAAAGAUGCUGUUAAUAAUAAGCACAUAUAUGCAUUACCAUUAAAAACAAGCAGUGUUUUGCCAGGUUUAAGCCCUGUGUUAUGUAAUCAUACAAAUAGAAAUGUGUCUCUGUUUACAUGACGUUGUAUAUCACCACCUAAAACAUAGAAGAAAAUAUAUAAAGCUAAAUAAUUCACAACUGACAGAAGGAACUGUGACUUCCUGUGGGUUUAUUUGCCUGAUACGACAGUAAAUAUCUCAAAGACAUUUCCUUCUACAUCCACAGCUAAGAGCGCUGAAGCGUGGGUCAGAGUUGCACACUUUGAACUCAUCACAAAGGGAAGGAAGAAGUCAUGUGUCAGCGUCAGCUCAGUGGCCCUGUUUGGCUGUUUAUUUGUUCAUUCCAUUUAUAUCCCUCCAUCCAGCCGUCCCCCGACUUCCCACAGUCUAAUAGGUGACCCUGUGAAAUAGAGUCUGGGUUCACGCCAGCUCGUGUCUUCUCAGCGUGAACGGCAUUGUGAUGUCUCCAUUGUCUCCUUGUGUAGGUGCCAGAAGCCUGAAGCUGAGAUGUGCUUGCACCAUUAGUGUGUGUGUGUUUGUGUCGUACAGCUGUUUUUAUGAGGACCAGGUUGAGUCUUACAGCAGCCUCUCUACAAAAUGAGGCCACUUUGAACACUCCUCACCUUCUUACAUCCCAGGAAGGGCUGGUUCACUGCAAAAACUCUAAGUCUUACCAAGUCUAGUUGUCUUUAGUCAAAAUGUCUCAUCCCACUUGAUUUAAGAUAAAUUCAUUUAACAAGUGACAUUUCAGCAAGAUGGAGGGACUUGUUUUAAGGCAAUGGAUCUUAAAUUUCUUGUUAAGUCAAACAAUCUUGAAAUUAUCUUGUUUUGAGUUGUACUUUACAAGAAAACUCAAAAUAAGUUUAAUACAUCUCAAAUUAGGAGGUUACAUGAAAGCAAAAAUCUAUUUUUGAGUGAAAAACUGCUAUUUUUUUUAAGCAUAUCUGGCUUAUUUUAAGAUACUUAAGCUUGACAAUCCUGGUAAAAUAUAGCUUAAAAUAAGUUUUCCCAGCUAAUUUUAAGAUCUCAGUAUUCUAAAUAUCAUAUCUUAUUUCAAGGAAUCUUACCAAGCCAUUUUUCACUUGUUCUAUUGGCAGAUUUUUUCACUUAUUUCAAGGUAAAAGUAGCUUAAAAUAAGCUUUUUUUUUCUUGUUUUGAGAGUGGCAUUUUUCCAGUGUUGAGGGUUAAGACUUGAUUUAAAGUUUGAAUUAGGUUUAGGUUUGGGUAAGGGUGAGGGUUAAGGUUGGACUAAGGGGCUAAGAAAUGCAUUGGGCCAGUGAACGUCCUCACAAAAAUAGUCUUCCAAACACAUCUGUGCAUGUGUGACAACAACGCCAGAAAAGAAGACAUGUGAGAAACUUUUGUGCAGCAUGCAGUAUUUACAUGUGCAGAUCGUGUUACUCACACACAAAGUUUACAUUAGUCUCAAGGGAUCCACUGAGAGGUUGCAGUCGAAAAAGCUGACCUGUAUGUGCUGCUCAGUGAGUACAAACACCGAUUUGGGACAUGGACAGAAAUAGACACGCUAAGUUUAAAUCUCUCCAGCAAACCAGAUAAGCAAAAGUUUGCUCUAAGUCCUUGUCAGUGUGACAAACAAGGAGUGAAGAAGACGUAAAGAAGGGCUCAAAGUGCAAUGUGUUGCAUUAGCAGCAUAUAGUGAAACAGAAAAAAAAUAAAUCACGUGUAAUCUAUCCAUCAGGGAGUAUAUGCUCCAACAGACGUAAAAAAAACGCAACAGAGAGCUGCCACAGUGUGUUCAACUGGUGGCACUGCACUAUGGGUAGACAAACUCCAGUAGCCGUUGGCUGAAACAGCACCUAGAACAUGUUUACUGAUGGUGUAUACCAAGAGAAAACAGGACCUUAGCUGCUGCCGUGGCUUUUUUACUCUUUUUUUUUUAAACAUAUAUCUCUCCUUGACCAUCUAGGAAUGUCAGUGGAACAAUUUGCUUCUCCUCUGCUGACAAAAAUAGCCAUCGUGUCCAGUGAGAGUUCAGCCACAUCCUCCAUGCUGAAAAUGCAACAGACAGCAACAACUAAAUGAUGUUUCAUGAGUUUGUUAACAGGAAUCUUAUUCAAUUCAGUUUUAUUCAUAUAGUGCCAAUUACAGCUCAGAUUGUCUCAAGGCGCUUUACAGAACCCACACGUCUGAAGCCCCAGAGCAGCCCUAAGGCGACGGGGCAAAAAAACCCACCCUUUUAACAGGAAGAAACCUUGAGCAGAAGCUGUCUCUUCAUAUAGCGGGACCCAUCUUCUGUUUAAAUAGGUAUUUUGGCCAGCAGCAGAUGGUCCCCCUACAUGAACCGGGUUCUGCUUAAGGUUUCUUCCCAUUAAAAGGGAGUUUCUUUCUUGCCCCUGUUGCCUUAGGGCUUGCUCUGGGGGUUCAGGCAUAUGGGCUCUGUAAAGCGUCUUGAGACAAUUUGAAUUGUAAUUGGCACCAUGAAUAAAAUUGAACUGAACUGAAUUUGACAGCAUUAUUAAGCACAUUAGUUAAACAUCUUCACAGAAAUUCUGGGACUAUUCAACUUAUAAAACAAGAUUUGGUGCAGAAGACAGAAACUGCAGCUCUGAAGAUCAUCCUUGUAAGUUUUUUUUUUUUUUUUUUUUUUUUAAAUCUCUCAAGGCCUUAAGUGUGUACAUGAGAAAUCUGACCAGAUCUGGGUAUGGCUCGAUUUAGAUUACUUCCUUGGACUGCUGGAUCAGCUACACACUGUGUAACACUUGCAAACAAACAAACAAAAACACAUCCUAGUUGUUAUGUGUUGUCACGGAAUAAGGGACAAUGAAUGUUCCAGUUUGUCUUGGAGAAAAAGGAACUUUUAGAAGAGCAGAGUCACUGUGCUAUCACAUGAACCAACACAUUCAACUGGAAGAAAGACAAGCCAUUUAUUCAUUUUCCUGGAAGGGACACAUCCGCUAAGCCUGUACAAGGCAACCAGUACAGUUACAUUAUUGACGUUUCAUAUCAUGGAAGGCUUGACCUUUCUCUGUUGUAUUCAGAACAUCUGUAAAAGUCCCACUCUGACCAACGCAUCCACACAGGAGGAGAACCUGGUCUGGAUGUACCAGCUACUCUUAGGCAGGACUGACCACAGCAUAUAAGGUAGAUUUCUAUUCCAUUAAUUGUAAAAGUCCAGGUUUAUUGGUGUGGUAUUAAAAAAAAAAAAUUACAAAAUUCCAUU
This is a messenger RNA of Amphiprion ocellaris (clown anemonefish), 9323 nucleotides long. It is a transcript of the gene avpr2aa, whose product is annotated as arginine vasopressin receptor 2a, duplicate a. Bases 212 to 1747 code for a protein of 511 amino acids. The record is from RefSeq and is a predicted model, not a curated record. Gene Ontology annotation, cellular component: membrane. The transcript has 7 exons. Gene Ontology annotation, molecular function: vasopressin receptor activity; peptide binding. Lineage: Eukaryota; Metazoa; Chordata; Actinopteri; Pomacentridae. Gene Ontology annotation, biological process: positive regulation of vasoconstriction; regulation of systemic arterial blood pressure by vasopressin; G protein-coupled receptor signaling pathway.